This is a messenger RNA of Papaver somniferum (opium poppy), 483 nucleotides long. RefSeq names its product chaperone protein dnaJ 20, chloroplastic-like. Gene Ontology annotation, cellular component: chloroplast. The record is from RefSeq and is a predicted model, not a curated record. Bases 1 to 483 code for a protein of 160 amino acids. NCBI's taxonomy places the organism in Eukaryota, Viridiplantae, Streptophyta, Magnoliopsida, Ranunculales, Papaveraceae. The transcript has a single exon.
AUGGCUUUCUCAUUAGGUUCUAAACUAGCAUUAAGAAGUAAUUCCUUCAAGCGUCAAAAGUCCUUCAAGAUGAUUUCAUGUAGAGUUGCUUGCAAGAAUGGCAGUGGCGGUAAAAAUCUAUACAAGGUUCUUUCUCUUAGCAAUGAAAAUGUAAGUGGUAUUGAUAUAAAGAGAGCUUACAGAACUAUGGCACUUCAGUACCAUCCGGAUGUUUGUCCACCUUCAAGGAAAGAUGAGUCGUCUCGGGUUUUCGUUGAGCUUCACAAGGCGUAUAAGAUUCUUUCAGAUCCUAUUUCACGCAAGAAAUAUGAUCUUGAGUUGGGUUUGAACAAAUACGAUCAAAGAAUGACAUACAAUAUCGAUGAAGGUGGAUAUGAUAGUAGUGGAAUUUCAAGAGAUGAGUGGAUAGAACAGCUUUACGAAUUGAAGAAAAGGUCACAGCAUCGUAUGUCCAGGAAUCCGGGGGUGUCUCGCAGGUGCUAA